AUGCCGCAUCGCACCUCAUCCCUCCUCGCUCCAAGUUUCCCGCCCCAAUCUAGCUCGCUGCUACCGCCCCGUGGCAGCAUCACAGCAGAUCUCCUCCCCAGCAUCGCUCUUGCAGCACUGCGCCGCGGCACCAUUAGCAGGGGGCAGGCAGCACUGCUUACCGCAACAGAACGUGCCGAGAUCCCGCCCCAGAAGGUCCACACUGGGGCAGCACUCAGUCGCUCCAACGGUCCCAUCCGCCGCCGACGCACCACAGCACUUCGGCUUGGUGAGGGGGUUGCAGCAGGUGGAGCCGCAGCAGUGGUUGCGCUCCUUGGGGCAGCACUGGUCGCCACAGCACUUGUAGUCCGGCGGGCAGCACUUAUCCCCGCAGCACUCCUGCCCUGCCUUGCAGCACUGCGCCCCACAGCAUGUCAGCCCCGUGGGGACCCCAGUCGUCGGGUUCACCUGCGGGCAGCACGUGCCGCCCAGGGUCGUCCCCUGGAUACUGCAGCAGAGGGACUUGGAGGCGAGGUCGCAGCAGGUCCUCCCGCCACAGCACGUGCUGCCGCCUGUGCAGCACGCUGCCCCACAGCACUUAUUCCCCGUCUCUUUCCCAUCGAUGUUCAGCAUGGGGCAGCAGUCAGUAGCCGGAGGCGUUCCCGUGGUGGAGAGAGAAGAAUUACCGCAGCACUGCGGUUGGAACUUCCUCUCACAGCACUUGUUGGGCCCGCAGCACUGGAACCCUGGCUUGCAGCACGUGGCACCGCAGCAGUCGCCAUCCACCGGGCAGCACUUUCCGCCACUGCAGCACUGAGUCCCCUUGGGGCAGCACGUGCCCUCGGCGCAGCAGCUCUCGCCCAGCUUGCAGCACUGCACCUUCACCACGUCCUCCUUGGGCUUCCUCGCCAGCAUCCCCACGGACCGGCCCAGCAGGGCCACCGUGAAUGCCUUGGCGUUGCCAGCCACGUCAAUUCUGGGCUUGCAGCACAACGUCUCAGCCGGGCAGCACUUGCCGUCACCGCAGCACACGGUGCCCUUCUUGCAGCACGUCUUGCCGUCCUCGCAGCACUGGCUGCCCUCGGGGCAGCAGGUCUCCAUGGGGGUGCCCUCCCUGUCUGUGCAGCACGUGUCGCUCUUGAGGCAGCACUUGCGCCCGCAGCACUGGUUGCCCGUCGCCGCGCCAGUGGAAGUCGCAGCAGGGCAGCAAGCCCCCUGCAGCUCCACCGACGCUCCUGUAUCAUCGGUGCCCUUGAUGGCGCACAGCAGCGGCUUCUGCGUCACGUCACAGCACGUGUUGUUCCAGCACGCGGCCUUCUGAACAGGGCAGCACUGCCCGUCGCCGCAGCACUCGAACCCGGGCUUGCAGCACGUCGACCCGCAACACUGGGUGCCCUCAGGGCAGCACUGGUCCAGCGGGAUGCCGUUCGCGUCCUUGCAGCAUUGAAAGCCCUUUCCGCAGCACCGCUUCCCGCAGCACUGGUUGCCCGUCUCCGCGCCGUUGGCGUCCAGCCCCGCGCAACACUCCCCCGGCUUGCGGUCGUAGCCCACGCAGCAUUGCGCGCGCAGCUUGGGGUCGCAGCACGUGCUGCCGCAGCACGUGGACUGAAGCCCCGUGGGGGUUUGGGUCAUCGGGCAGCACUUGCCGUCGCCGCAGCACUGCGUGCCGGCCGGGCAGCACUCCUUGCCGCAGCACAUGGUGCCCUCCUUGCAGCACUUGCCGUUGCCGCAGCACUUGGUGCCCUUCUCGCAGCACGUCUUGCCGUCGUCGCAGCACGAAGCGCCUUCGGGGCAGCAGCGGUUGAGAGGGUUUCCGCGCGGGUCCUUGCAGCACACGGAGCCGGACUUGCAGCACGCCGUCCCGCAGCACCGCAGACCCGUCGACGCGCCGUCCGCCGUCACUCCCGGGCAGCACACGCCCAGCGCGCCGAUGACCUCCGACGGCCCGGGCUUCCCGGGCUUCGCCGCCGCGGGGAGCAGCGCGUUGAGGAGCGCGGUGCCGGUGGUAAGCACCUGGGUGCAGCACUGCGGCUGGAGCUUAGUCUCGCAGCACUGCCCGUUGCAGCAGGAGAAGCCAGGCUUGCAGCACUUGCCGCCGCAGCACGCGGCGCCGACGGGGCAGCAUUGGCCGCCACAGCACUCCGCGCCCUGGUCGCAGCACUUGCCCUUGCAGCAGCGCUGCCCGCGCGCGCAGCACGUCUUGCCGUCGCAGCAGCCCGUGCCUUGCGGGCAGCAGUUGGCGCCGCAGCAGUCGCCCGCGCAGCACUGCGCGUUGAGUUUGGUCGUUCCGCAGCACUUGUUGGCGUGCGCGCAGCACUUUCCGCCGCAGCAGCGGCCCUCCUGGUUGCGGCAGCAUUCGCCGAAGAUGGCGGGGUUGAGUUUGAAGGGCGUGCAGCACGACACGCCGAACUCCUCGCCUCCUAG
Messenger RNA from Closterium sp. Naga37s-1, 2403 nucleotides. Lineage: Eukaryota; Viridiplantae; Streptophyta; Zygnematophyceae; Desmidiales; Closteriaceae. The record is from the annotation of a GenBank genome assembly.